AUGCAAUCCGACGUGCUCAACGAGGACAUAUGGGCCAUGAUACUGAACUUCACUCGGCUCGACGGUGCACGCAAGCAGUCCCUCGUCACACGCAGUAUACAUUCCUUGGCUCGGCGCGUCGUCCUUUCUUCCGCCAGGCUUUUCACCCAAUUCCAGUUGGUCAAGGCGUGCAACUUCAUGCUAGAUGACCCAGAUCACUGCGCCUGUUGGUUGUGUGAACUCUACGUACAGCCCUAUGCCUUGGCAGAUCUCAAGGAUGGGCAUACUGCGGAGGCUGUCUCGGCGUUGGUGCAACUAGCUGGUCUUCUCGAGGCAGCACAAAAUAUUCAAACUCUGUCGCUGCCCUACAUGGAGGUUUUGGUGGUAGCGGAGCCGCGCAUCGGUACCGCGUUGAUCUCCCUCACACGGCUGCAGGACGUCGAGCUCCUCGGUGUAUCGUCCCACGUUCUGGACGUAGCCAACCAGAUGGUCAGCCGUCCAUCGCGCGUGUCUCUCGGCUUUGUGUCACCUCUGGCCGGCAUCAGCGAACACAUCGUCCAGUUGAGCCAUCUCACCUUGCUCGAGAACGCGCGCAGAGUGAACAUCGUGUUUUCCGACGCGGAUGAUGCGGACGAAUUCAAGCAACCCUCAGACUUCGACUUCGAGCUCGCGCAGCUCGGCCAGUACCCCAGCGUCCGCGAGCUCUGCCUCUACUUGUGUGGGCCCCUCCCUAUAUUCCACAUCUUCCCGAACAUGCAGAUCCUACGCAUGCGACGUCUGAAUGCGUCGUUUCGACGCUUCGACUGGCGCACAUGGGCAUGGACGGGAUCGGUUCCAUUGAUCAAGGCCGACGCCCCCAACAAUGACAACAGGGUGCAACGAACGCCCUACCGAAUGGGGAGGUUGCCCACUGGCCCCCUCCCUGACAUGCUUACUUCAUGGGUGGAAUCGCUCCUCCCCGUCAUCCGACAGUCCCGAUUGGUCUGUAUGAAACUGAGGUUCGACGUGGGCAAUCCACCUCUGAAGGUCACCGGGCUCAAUGCGGUUCGAGAGAUGCUCGCACGGCAACUUCAAGUGCCGUCGCUCAGAUACAUAUGCAUCGAUGCCGGAUGGCACCAGCUCGAGCGUGGUCCCUUUGACAGCCAUGACUAUCAACGACUUUUUCUCGUUACCAAGUGCACCUGGUGCCAGGUGCGCGAUGUCGGUGGCGAGCGAUGCGUAGGGAUCAUCUCGUGCAAGGCCGGCGAGCGUGUCGAGCGGUAUUUGUGCUCUGCGGAGUUCGAGAAGACGUUGUCCCUAGACGGGGUCGUGCUGACUUGA
Rhodofomes roseus is the source of this 1299-nucleotide messenger RNA. RefSeq lists its product as uncharacterized. The transcript has 3 exons. The record is from RefSeq and is a predicted model, not a curated record. Bases 1 to 1299 code for a protein of 432 amino acids. Lineage: Eukaryota; Fungi; Basidiomycota; Agaricomycetes; Polyporales; Fomitopsidaceae.